This is a messenger RNA of Balearica regulorum gibbericeps (East African grey crowned-crane), 2397 nucleotides long. The record is from RefSeq and is a predicted model, not a curated record. Lineage: Eukaryota; Metazoa; Chordata; Aves; Gruiformes; Gruidae.
AUCGUAAGUAGGGAGAGCGAGGAGGAAAGUAGUGGCGUCAACUUGAUGGAGUUCUCAGAUGAGAUCCUCUUGCACAUCCUCAGCUACGUCCCUUGCACAGACCUUGUCCUGAAUGUCAGGAGAACUUGCAGGAAACUUGCAACGCUUUGCCUUGACAAGAGUCUGACACACACAGUUUUACUUCAGAAAGACUAUAAGGUAAACAAAGACAAAGUGAAGCAACUGAUGAGGGAUAUCGGAAAAGAGAUUUACCAGCUGAACAUGGCUGGGUGCUAUUGGCUGCCCAGCUCCACUAUUGAUCACGUAACACGAUGCAAGAACCUGGUAAAACUGAACUUGUCUGGGUGCCACGUCACCUCUCUCCGUCUCUCAAAGAUGCUGUCCACGCUCCAGCACCUGCGCUCCCUGGCAAUAGAUGUAAAUCCGGGUUUCGAUGCCAGUCAGCUAAGCAGUGAGUGUAAAGCCACUCUUAGCCGUGUCUCGGAACUGAAGCAAACCCUUUACACGCCGUCAUAUGGUGUUGUUCCGUGCUGCACUAGCCUUGAGAAACUGCUGCUUUAUUUUGAGAUCCUUGAUCGCUCACGAGAAGGUUUUAUGCUCUCUGGGCAGCUAAUGGUAGGUGAGAGCAAUGUGCCCCAUUACCAGAACCUCCGCAUCUUCUAUGCCAGGCUGGCUCCUGGCUACGUUAAUCAGGAGGUGGUGAGGCUGUACUUGGCGGUGCUAAGUGAUCGGACACCUGAGAACCUUCACGCCUUCCUUAUUUCUGCCCCCGGUAGCUUUGCAGAGACGGGAGCCACUAAAAACCUCCUGGACUCUAUGGCUCGAAAUGUACGUCUGGAUGCUUUACAACUGCCCAAAGCCUGGAUUAAUGGCUCUGGGCUCCUGCAACACUUGAAGUUCAAAAACCCUUUCUACUUCAGCUUUAGCCGAUGCACCUUAUCUGGUGGUCACCUGAUCCAGAGGGUUAUUAAUGGUGGGAAGGAUCUUAAAAGCUUGACCAGUUUGAAUCUCAGUGGCUGCGUUCACUGUCUGGCUCCGGAGUCCUUGUUUCGAAAAGCGGAAGAUGACAUUGACAGUAGCAUUCUGGAAAGCCUGGUAGUGUCUUGCUGCAACCUGAGACACCUCAACCUCUCUGCAGCUCACCAUCACAGCUCAGAAAGCAUAGGGAAUCACUUGUGCCAGCUUCUGUCCAGGCUAAAGCACCUGCUCUCAUUAGCACUACCGGUUUGCUCUAUCACAGAUGUUGCUGCAAACGUGGAAAAGCCUCCUGUGGCCUCUAAUUUGGUGCCCCAAACACUUGGAAGGAAAGUGCGGAUUGGGAUACAGACAUAUCCGAGGAACUUAGCAGACCAGGCAAAUCAGAAGAUAGAAUCUUCGGUAUUCUGGGCUCUGAUGGGAAGCCUCCGAUUUUUGGAAACCUUGGAAAUAAUUGGGUCCAGUUUUUCCUCUGCCAUGCCCCGCAAUGAGCCAGCAAUUCGGAACUCGUUGCCUCCUUGUGUCCGGGCACAAAGCGUGGGGGAUUCAGAGGUGGCUGCCAUUAGCCAAUUGACUUACUUACAGAGCCUGACCUUAGCACAACUGCCAAAUAUUCUUACUGGCUCUGGGCUUAUUAACAUUGGAUUACAGUGCCAGCAUUUGCGGACUCUUUCGUUGGCCAACCUGGGCAUGAUGGGGAAAAUGGUCUAUAUGUCUGCUCUCAUGGACAUGCUGAAACACUGCAGGUGUUUGAGAGAUCUCAGGCUGGAACAGCCGUACUUCUGUGCGGGUGCCCAGUUCUUCCAGGCACUGAGUCAUUGCUCCUCUCUCCAGCGGCUUUGCAUCGUCUCCCGGAGUGGGACUCUGCAGUCUGACGCAGUGAUGUCAUUCAUGGCCAACUGCCUUGAGGUCAUCAUGUGCCACAUGUUUAUGGGAGAAUCUCUUACUGUUUGCAAAAAUCUCCAGCAAUCUAUUGUCCGGAGUUUCCAGGCGGACCGCCCUGCAUUAAAUGUUGUCAUUUUCCCUCUGCUUCAUGAAGACUUGACAGAGGUCAUCAGAGAUGUCCCCAUGCGGCACUUGGAUGAAAUUACCCUGUUUAAAAGCAGAGUGGCUGAGGAACCUCCCAAUUUGUGGUGGUGACUGUCACACAUGGAAAGGACGGUCAGUGUGAACACAUGAAAUAGCUUCUUUUUGGCCUGGAUUUCCCAUCUUCAGCUCCUGGCCACCUCACUGGAUUCUGUACAAUCACUUUAAAUAGGUGCAAUUGCAAAAUAAAAAAAGCUGGUUCUUUGCAGUGAGGAAACAUCUAUUGGAUAUUGCUUGCAUCUGAAAAUCCUGUCUCAAAGGCUUCUGGAAUCUGAUGAGUAUUUCCUUGCGGUUAAUAUGAAUUGCUUUGUUAUUUUACUGAAGUUAAAGGUAAGA